Messenger RNA from Schizosaccharomyces cryophilus OY26, 1038 nucleotides. Its product is annotated as allantoicase. Gene Ontology annotation, biological process: allantoin catabolic process. The coding region runs from base 1 to 1038 and encodes 345 amino acids. NCBI's taxonomy places the organism in Eukaryota, Fungi, Ascomycota, Schizosaccharomycetes, Schizosaccharomycetales, Schizosaccharomycetaceae. Gene Ontology annotation, molecular function: allantoicase activity. The transcript has 2 exons. The record is from RefSeq and is a predicted model, not a curated record.
AUGUCUACUGUAGCUGUUGAACAAAUCGCACCCAAGAUCGGCGAUGCAUUUUUCUCUCAAAACUGCGUGGAUUUGAUUUCUCGUGAUUUAGGUGGUCAAAUUAUUGCCCGAAGUGAUGACUUUUUCGCAUCAGCAGAAAAUCUAAUUACGCCUACUGCUCCGAUUCGCAGGGAAGGUGUCUUUGUAGACACUGGCGCUUGGUAUGAUGGAUGGGAAACUAGAAGACAUAACUCUGAACCCUCCGACUGGGUGAUUGCCAAGGUAGGUGCUUCCAGUGGUCGUAUUGCUGGGAUUGAAAUCGAUACAGCCUACUUUAUUGGUAACCAUGCGCCGGCUGUGAGUGUUGAAGCUACAUUUUCUCCCAAUAAAGUUCCCGAUACUAAUGCAUUUUGGACCCCGAUUCUUCCCAAAGUAUCGUGCGGACCUUCUCAGCGACAUCUUUUCCGGCUGAAAACGCCUUCGGAUCAAAGCUAUACACAUGUACGUUUACAAAUGUAUCCCGACGGGGGAAUCGCUCGUUUCCGUGUGUACGGGAAUGUUGCUCCUGUGUUCCCUGCCGACUUGGACGUUCGUCUGGAUCUGGCUCAUAUGUACCUGGGAGGUCUAGUGGUUCAGUGCAGUGACCAACACUUUGGACGAAAAGAUAAUCUUAUCUUGCCUGGCCGGGGCGUUAACAUGGGCGAUGGCUGGGAAACAGCUAGGAGCCGAGAGCCUGGUCAUGUUGAUUGGGUUAUCGUGAAACUUGGUACUAAAGGCUAUAUUGAUGAUGUCCUUGUCGAUACCAAUCAUUUCAAGGGCAAUUAUCCCAAGGAAGUCAUCUUGGAGGCAACUGACUCUCCUGACCAUGUCCCUGGUCCCCAUUGUAUUUGGGAGACCAUCUUAACAGCUCAAAAACUCGGUCCUCAUAUGGAACAUACCUUCUUUGAUCUUGAUAACGUUUCUACUCCUAAGACGCAUGUCCGUAUGAUCAUUGUUCCUGAUGGUGGUGUAAAGCGUCUGCGCAUUUGUGGCCGACACGUGAAAACACCGCAAAAAUGA